Anas platyrhynchos (mallard) is the source of this 2957-nucleotide messenger RNA. It is a transcript of the gene TADA2A, whose product is annotated as transcriptional adaptor 2A. The record is from RefSeq and is a predicted model, not a curated record. NCBI's taxonomy places the organism in Eukaryota, Metazoa, Chordata, Aves, Anseriformes, Anatidae. Gene Ontology annotation, cellular component: SAGA-type complex; nucleus. Gene Ontology annotation, molecular function: chromatin binding; transcription coactivator activity; protein binding. Gene Ontology annotation, biological process: regulation of transcription by RNA polymerase II; chromatin remodeling.
CGCGCACGGCCGUGGCGGGGCCGCGGAAGGCCGCGGCGCGCGGGGCCCGGCGGGCGCGAGGCCGAAAACACAACAGCCGUGUCCAGCAGGCUGCUGACAGCCCCCUGCUUUUCUCUUCAGGACUUCCCCCAAGACUGCUGCAGGCAGGGGACACCCCUGUGGGACGUACGCUGCGGGUUUUGGGGCAAGACAGCUGGGCUCGGAGGAGCAAGGAUAGCAGCCGGGGACAGGGAUGGAGCGCCUGGCCUCCUUCAGCAAUGACCCCUUUGAUAAGCCUCCGUGCCGAGGCUGCUCUUCGUACCUCACAGAGCCCUACGUGAAGUGUGCGGAGUGCGGGCCUCCUCCCUUCCUCCUCUGCUUGCAGUGUUUCACGCGAGGAUUUGAAUACAAGAAACAUCAAAGUGAUCAUACUUACGAGAUAAUGACUUCAGAUUUCCCUGUCUUGGAUCCUAACUGGACAGCUCAAGAGGAAAUGGCACUGCUAGAAGCUGUGAUGGACUGUGGAUUUGGAAACUGGCAGGACGUAGCCAACCAGAUGUGUACAAAAUCCAAGGAGGAGUGUGAGAAACAUUAUAUGAAACACUUUAUCAACAACCCCUUGUUUGCAUCUACAUUACUGAACCUGAAGCAGGUGGAAGAGGCACAGCACAGCGAAACGGCCAUCCCAUUCCACCCUGCUGAUGACCCCCCACGGCCUACUUUCGAUUCCUUGCUCUCCAGAGAUAUGGCUGGGUAUAUGCCAGCAAGAGCUGACUUUGUUGAGGAGUUUGACAACUAUGCUGAGUGGGAUUUAAGAGAUAUUGAUUUUGUAGAAGAUGAUUCAGACAUUCUGCACGCUCUGAAGAUCGCAGUUGUAGAUAUCUAUCAUUCCAGGUUAAAGGAAAGACAGAGAAGAAAAAAAAUUAUAAGAGAUCAUGGCCUAAUCAACCUCAGAAAAUUUCAGAUUUUGGAAAGACGAUACCCGAAGGAGGUUCAAGACCUUUACGAAACAAUGCGACGAUUUGCACGAAUUCUUGGACCAGUAGAGCAUGAUAAGUUCAUUGAAAGCCAUGCAUUGGAAUUUGAGCUGCGAAGGGAAAUCAAACGACUGCAGGAAUACAGAGCAGCAGGAAUCACCAAUUUCUGUAGUGCGAGAACGUACGAUCACCUGAAGAAGACAAGAGACGAGGAACGCCUGAAGCGCACGAUGCUGUCGGAAGUCCUGCAGUACAUCCAGGACAGCAGCGCCUGCCAGCAGUGGCUCAGUCGACAAGCCGAUAUUGAUUCUGGCCUGACUCCCGCAGCACCAGUUCCUUCAAAUUCAGGUAGACGGAGCGCCCCUCCACUGAACCUCACGGGUCUGCCAGGCACAGAGAAGCUCAACGAGAAGGAGAAGGAGCUCUGUCAGAUGGUGAGGUUGGUCCCUGGAGCCUAUUUAGAAUAUAAAGCUGCUUUAGUGAACGAGUGUAACAAACAAGGAGGCCUGAGACUUGCACAAGCUAGAGCGCUCAUCAAGAUCGAUGUGAACAAGACCAGGAAAAUCUAUGACUUCCUUAUCAGAGAAGGGUACAUCACGAAAGCCUGAGGACAGGCAGAAGAGCUUUGGCUGGAGCAGACAGAUGUGAAGAAGGUUUGAAGUCACUUGGACAGUGCUGAAACAUUUUAACAGAGUUGAAUGAAGGACAUUUCUCAUUGUCUGAAAUAUUUAGGAGCUUCUUUUUGUAAAAAGAAGUAGGAAGCUUUGUUGAGUUGUGUGAAUACUGACAUUUCCUUGUCUGGUUUCCUUUUAAUUCUGCUGUUUAACACUGCUGUUGUCAGAAUUACACCACCAAGUAGCACUGGAAAGGAUCGUAUGUCAAAUAAGUUAAUCUUAAAUGUGAAUGGGCAUUCACUUCUAACACCUCGUGUAACUAAAAAGGGAAUCACGGUACUUUUACUCUGACAGUGACACAGAAUAAGGACAGAAGGGCAGCACGUAAGGAGUCACGCUUUUACUUUGUGUGAGUACAGGGCAUAGAAAUGGGUCCCCUCCCUUCUUGUACUCCUUCCUAAAACAGCGUCAGCUUCCAAAGGAGAUAGCACAUGCUGGAGGGUGUAAAAAUAGAGCUUGCAAUAGUCCGGUCUUUUUAACUUAAUUAUGAUAAAGGAUGGGAGAGGACAUUCCAGGGAAGCUCCUCAGCAGUUAUUACUUUUAUGUGAUACUAGCACAUAUCACAGCAUGAGAGUGCUGUACAAACCAAUAAGCUUCAUCUGCUCCCUACUUGAUCUGCGAUUGCCACGUCCUAUAUAAUCCUUCGCUUUAAGUCUUCUGAUUUGGUUGCCCCAGCUCAUUGGAAAGGCUGCAUGUUACAAGCGGAGCGGAGCAGCCUUCAGAACAUAAAUAAAAAGCCACUCCAUACCCUGACGUUCUCUCUCACAAAAGAUAAAAAGUGAAGAAAACCACAAACCACCCAGGGCGUGCGCUUUCAGCCCUUGCUGCCAGCCUGAGCGUGUGCCCAGCUGGUCGACAAAGCCAGGACAAGGUGCAGCGAGUCACUGCACAGCCACAGAGCACCCGGCUGCAUCAGAGCAUCCUUCCUGAGACCUCAGUACGAACUAUUUGCAUUUGAAAAUGCAGUUGGGUGAUGAGGAUGGUCCUUUCCAGAUGCUGCUUGGCAAGGUUUACCAGACAGUAAAUCGUUUAUCAGCUUCCACUGCUAAUGAACGGUGCAAUUCGUUAGCGGGCUCUGACUGAAACAACAUUCCGUGAGCAACCUAAUGGCCAAAGCAGGCAGGGUGCUGCCUGCUCUCCACUUGGGGAUCGUGUUGAAAAGCCCAGCCUGUAACUAUACCGAUGCCUAUUGAACAGGUUUGGCUUUAGAUUUUGUUUGUUUGUUUGUUUCUGCCCCCCUUCCCCAAGAAUAACUAUCCUGUGUACCUGAGGUGCCACUGAAUGUGAAGUAUUUUGGUUUGUAAUAAAAUCAAAAUGAUCCAAAAUG